Molecule: messenger RNA, 450 nt
Organism: Macroventuria anomochaeta
Lineage: Eukaryota; Fungi; Ascomycota; Dothideomycetes; Pleosporales; Didymellaceae
Exons: 1
Molecular function (GO): protein binding
Source: RefSeq, a predicted model, not a curated record
AGCCAUCGACAGGUUCUCGAUCGCACCAAGCAGGAGCGAGGAGGGAGACACCCAGACACACUGACGAGCAUGAACAACCUAGCGCUGGUGCUGAACGAUCUGGGAAAGCAUGCCGAAGCAGAGCGCCUGCACAGAGAGACGCUCAUACUGAGGGAGCAAGUGCUGGGAGGAGAGCACGUGUCCACGCUGGCGAGCAGGAACAAUCUCGCACUCGCACUGAGUGGUCAAAAGAAGUACGCAGAGGCCGAGCAGAUGCACAGGGACACGCUAGACCGAAGAGUGGCGGCGUUUGGCAGAGAACAUCUGGCGACCUUGAUAAGCUUGCACAACCUAGCGCAGGCACUGAGCCGUCAAGGGGGAUAUGGCGAAGCUUUACCACUCUACAAGCAAUCGUGCACCGCUUUCUGCGCCAUACUUGGGCUCGAUGACCCAAUCACGCAAGCGUGCGUU